AAUGGGAGACGCGUAAUGGAGAACACGGUGCCAGGUGUUGGUGCAGUACGGGCGAAGCACCAGAAGGCCAGUGAAGCCAGGCAGCAGAGCGCUGACGCCAGGCCCGCAGUGGCAGUGCAGCACAUCGUCAGACAUAUUCGUCAGGAGUUCCACCUCCUGACGAAACACCAUCUAGACCCUGAGCUGGAGGUAGCCAUAAAAAAAUAUGGCAAGAGAGUUGUGACUUUGGCGGAGAGGAAAUGGCGACUCAAAGCCUCCGUGGAAGAACUCCGCAAGCGCCUGGACGUACUGCCGGAGGUUGAGAAGGAUGGUAAGCUGCUCUCGAGUUUUUACCUUCUGUUCAGCUUGGCUGCAGUGCUUGAAGCAUGUUCCAAGCACACAUGCUGUUAA
This is a messenger RNA of Ixodes scapularis (black-legged tick), 390 nucleotides long. RefSeq lists its product as uncharacterized. Bases 16 to 390 code for a protein of 124 amino acids. Lineage: Eukaryota; Metazoa; Arthropoda; Arachnida; Ixodida; Ixodidae. The record is from RefSeq and is a predicted model, not a curated record. The transcript has 2 exons.